Molecule: messenger RNA, 1074 nt
Organism: Apiotrichum porosum
Lineage: Eukaryota; Fungi; Basidiomycota; Tremellomycetes; Trichosporonales; Trichosporonaceae
Exons: 1
Coding region: 1-1074 (357 amino acids)
Molecular function (GO): nitronate monooxygenase activity
Source: RefSeq, a predicted model, not a curated record
AUGUCCUCCGCCAAAGCCGUAGCCUUCCUGCAGCGCAUCGGCGUUGCCCAUCCACUCAUACAGGCACCCAUGGCCGGCACCUCUACGCCUGCCAUGGCCGCCGCCGUAUCCAACGCUGGCGCCCUCGGCUCAAUCGGCAUCGGAGCAGCAGACGCAGCAAAGACUCGCAAGAUGAUCCAGAGCGUCAAGGCCCUCACCGACAAGCCGUACAACGUAAACGUCUUUGUGCAUGAAGACCCGGCCCCUGACGCUGCGCGCGACGCACGUUGGAUCGAGUUCCUCCGCCCCGAGUUUGAGCGACUCGGCGGCGCGCCGCCUACGGCGCUAAAGACUGUGUACCAGUCGUUUGCGUCGGACAAGGCAACGCUCGACGUCCUCCUCGAGGAGAAGCCUCCGAUCGUCAGCUUCCACUUUGGCCUUCCGCCUGCGUCCACUAUUGCUGCUCUCAAAGGCUACGGUGCGACACUGUUCGCUACAGCAACGAGCCUUGCAGAGGCCCGGGCAGUCGAGGCCGCCGGCGUGGACGCCAUUGUUGCCCAAGGCAUCGAGGCCGGUGGGCACCGAGGCGCCUUUGACGACAACGCACCCGACGACCAGCUGGGCAUGUACACUCUUGUGCGCCUUUUGGUCAAGAACUGCAACAUUCCCGUCAUCGCCGCGGGCGGUAUCAUGGACGGCGCUGGGAUCCGCGGCGUCCUCGACCUUGGUGCCGCAGCUGCUCAGCUCGGUACGGCUUUCAUCGGGUGUGACGAAUCCGACGCAGACGAGGGCUACCGUGCUGCUCUCGCCGGACCGGCUGCCGAGCACACGAGGCUUGUGAACGUCGUCUCGGGUCGCCGAGCACGCAGCUUGGCGACCAGCUGGACUGCGAUCGCCGCUGCCGGAGCCCUGCCCGUGGCAUCGUAUCCCAACGCAUACGACAUUGGCAAGCAGCUCACCGCACUGGCAAAGUCCAAAGGCAACCACAGCUACGGAGCUUACUGGGCCGGCCAAGGAGCCCCACUUUCGCGUCCCAUGCCGGCAGCCCAGCUGGUAGAGACGCUCCUCAAAGAGCUGGCCGCCACCCAACUGUAG